AUGAUGGGCCCUGCGACGGGCAUGCUUGGGGAAGACGGAAUCCACGUCGACAUGAACCACCUAAAGUCUGGAGAAGUCAAUCUGGGCACAUCAAUUAUGGCGAUCAAUUUCAAAGAUGGUGUCAUUCUCGGAGCGGACAGUCGGACAACCACAGGCGCAUAUAUUGCAAAUCGAGUGACGGACAAGCUUACCCAAGUACACGACACGAUCUGGUGUUGUCGGUCAGGAUCGGCUGCCGAUACUCAAGCUGUCGCCGACAUCGUUCAGUAUCACUUGAGCAUCUACGGCAUCAUGAAUAACGAAGCUCCCACAACCCAGACUGCCGCUGCUCUAUUCCAAGAAUUGUGCUAUGAAAACAAGGACCAACUGAGCGCUGGCAUGAUCAUUGCAGGUUAUGACAAACGCAACGGUGGUCAAGUCUAUUCAAUACCCCUGGGUGGAUCGUUGCACAAGGGACCAUAUGCCAUAGGAGGUUCUGGCUCAACCUAUAUCUACGGCUUUUGCGAUGCACAUUGGAAGGAAGGCAUGACUGAAGAAGAAGGAGUGGAAUUUGUAAAGCAAGCCCUGGCAGAGGCGAUCAAAUGGGACGGCAGUUCUGGUGGUGUGAUCCGAAUGGUUGUCUUGACGGCGAAAGGCGCUCAGCGGCAUCUAUAUCUUCCCGAUCAGGGCUACCGGGGACCAGGGACAAAAUAA
Molecule: messenger RNA, 693 nt
Organism: Rhinocladiella mackenziei CBS 650.93
Lineage: Eukaryota; Fungi; Ascomycota; Eurotiomycetes; Chaetothyriales; Herpotrichiellaceae
Product: proteasome subunit beta type-1
Exons: 2
Coding region: 1-693 (230 amino acids)
Cellular component (GO): proteasome core complex
Molecular function (GO): threonine-type endopeptidase activity
Source: RefSeq, a predicted model, not a curated record